AUGUUCUCAGAGCGCACGUACAACCUCGGGUGGACUCUUGGUAGCAACGAGGAUGGUAAAGGCCGGUCUGGUGAGGUCUCGGAAGGAAAUGAGAACCAUCUUGGUGUACCCUGGAGGAAAGACGACCCUUGCCAUGAAGCGGCAGAGACCUUGUGUAAGCAAGGAGUUUUGACCGCCUUCAAAGGGAUUUUUCCAGAGCGAUUCAUCACUUUCCAGAAGUGCAAAUCACAGUUACAUUUAUUCAAAAAAUGUUUACUGAGCACCUGCCAUGCGCCCGGAGAAAGACACAAUGCUCGGCCUCAAGGGGCUCUGCUCAACAAGGAAGACCCACGGUCUGGCCACCAGCGGCAGUGCCAAACGGUGCAGUCAAAGUAUUUACAUAACGCCAUGGGGAAGGGAGAAAGCCAACAUUUGGAAGCUGUGACGAACUCGGAAGUCGUGCCUCUGGUCGCGCGGUCCUCCGGCCUAGGGAGCAGACACUUGCAUCGGAAUCUACUCGCUUCCCUCGGCCCCAUCGAUUUGACCACGCCCAGAAGGGACCCAAGGGACCGAGCAGCAGCAUUUGGCAUCAACAGCAUUUUGUAUCAGCGUGGCGUAUAUCCAUCUGAAACCUUUACUCGAGUGCAGAAAUAUGGACUCACCUUGCUUGUAACUACUGAUCCUGAGCUCAUGAAAUACCUGAAUAAUGUGGUGGAACAACUAAAAGAUUGGUUAUACAAGUGUUCAGUUCAGAAACUGGUGGUAGUCAUCUCAAACAUUGAAAGUGGCGAGGUCCUGGAAAGAUGGCAGUUUGAUAUUGAGUGUGACAAGACUGCCAAAGAUGAUAGCACACCCAGAGAAAAGUCUCAGAAGGCUAUCCAAGAUGAAAUCCGCUCAGUGAUCAGACAGAUCACAGCUACUGUCACAUUCCUGCCACUGCUGGAAGUGUCCUGUUCAUUUGAUCUACUGAUAUAUACAGACAAGGAUCUGGUGGUACCUGAGAAAUGGGAAGAGUCGGGGCCACAGUUCAUUGCCAAUUCUGAGCAAGUCCGUCUCCGUUCCUUCACUACUACAGUCCACAAAGUGAAUAGCUCGGUGGCCUACAAAAUCCCUGUCAACGACUGAAGAUGAGAUGAGACCGAUGAUGUGAUUCUCAAACGUGCUUUUCCUGAAGCCACGUCAACAGUUCAUGUGUUUUAUUUCAUUGGUUAAUUUUUAGAUGGAGAAAUUUAACAUACUUUACUGAGCUAUG
Pteropus alecto (black flying fox) is the source of this 1231-nucleotide messenger RNA. RefSeq names its product mitotic arrest deficient 2 like 1 (gene MAD2L1). The coding region runs from base 1 to 1104 and encodes 367 amino acids. Gene Ontology annotation, cellular component: nucleoplasm; cytoplasm; kinetochore. The transcript has 8 exons. NCBI's taxonomy places the organism in Eukaryota, Metazoa, Chordata, Mammalia, Chiroptera, Pteropodidae. Gene Ontology annotation, biological process: mitotic spindle assembly checkpoint signaling. The record is from RefSeq and is a predicted model, not a curated record.